UCCCCGAUGGCAGCAGCACUUUCACCCUAACCUCCUCAACCCACAAAAUACGAUUAGCUUUCGUUUAACACCCUCUAACAUGUCUACCCACCCAGAAAUGCCACCCGUCAUGUCCUUGUAUCAUAUAGUGAAUAGCUGUGAUACAGAGCUUGGAGCUAUCCACCCUUUGCACCCUGAAGAGGUGACCAGAGAGAAGCUGAAGGCUGCGUGCAGGAAAGCCCAGCACGAGAUGUCGACUGUAGCUGACUACUUGCCGUUCGCCAAGUUCUACCAAAACUACCCCUUUUUACGCUCAUAUCUACCCGAGUUCAUGAAGAAGGUCCCGCUCAUACUGGAGUGCCAGGUCAAAUGCUCAUGCACCGUCAGAAGCUGCAAGAAGAGCCAUCGGCGCAUAUGGAAGAGCAACAUCGAAGAGCUGAAGGCGUGUGGCCUGCUAUCCUCGGUGAGCGAACUUCGCGUAAUCCUGUAUAACGACUCUCCAAAGGAUCUCCAUCUCGACGAGGCUAUCCAGGAGCUUGGUAUUCCCCGUGGCGCGAUCGCCACCACAAAGCUUAUCAAGUUCCUGGGACAUGGUCUCUUUCUUGCAGGUGAUGAUCAGAGUCAAGAGGACGCAAAAAAGGAGGCGGCUCGUACUAUCCAGAUUAUCCUCGGACACUGCCCCCAUGUCGAGGAACUAUGGUACGAUACAUAUCGAGCCCGGGGCUCAAGCGGGGAGCUCCUUCGGGACCAGCCUGGUGUCGGAACAGAAAUAAUGACGACGCUUCGCAGUGUGCUCCACUCGCGCCUAACAAUGAUGCAGGUCGCGCGGCCGUUCGCAACCUAUACUGCCCAGCCAUUCUCGCCAAAUCUCCGGUAUCUCGUGCUAGACCUGAAGCUCGUCCCGGAGCUUGGGCACUUACCGCCUAUCCCCACAGACAACAUGAACCAUCUUGAACUAACCACAAUCUCGAGCAGCAUCAACUGGGACCUGUUCAAGACUAGGGCAGACGGAAGGGUGCAUUUCCCAAACCUCAAGACGCUCGUGAUGCGGUUUAAAGAGCCUGAGAAAGGUCUCAUACAGUCCUCGCUUGACAUGUCUAAAGUUGUGAUACCAGCAACCGUUGGUGUCAUUGUGUAUGGGAUAAACAACGGUAAACGUGCCGUCUGGGAAUACUUCAAGAAAGGAUGCCGCCAACUGACACUUUUUGAAUGCCCAUCAGCAUUUAAAGAUAUUGAUGUGUAUAACCUCCAGUGCUCUGAACAUUUCCAGCUUAGGCUAAUCCCAGAGGAAGGCGAUUCUAGUAAGCCUCUCCCAUUUGCAGGGUUGAGGCAUUUCUUUGGCCACAGAAACUAUGUAAUCCGCAAGAUGGAAGUGAUUGGCAUUGAGCUCAUAGUACCGCCGACUGUAAAUUUGCAUAUCGUGGAAGACCUUCAUUUAUCUCUAGGAAUCGCAGACAGCAACACCAUUCUCAAUCUGGCACACAGGCUGACGAGACUCAGGAUUCUGCGCAUCCGCUGCUUCUCCAUGUACCGCAAAGAUUUGAAUAAUCCUGGGCGCGGGGUUCACUUUGCCAACGAAGCCCACGAGCUGGAUAUCAUUGCUGAAUAUGCAAGCGAUAUCCCAAUGAAAGCCAGCAAGAAUAUGCACUGCUUGCACUUGUACUCACACAUGGCGAUUGACCCAAACAGGUUCAUCGAACUAAUGGCUCGGUUCCCGAACUUGGCCGAGAUACAAGUUAAUGGUGAGAUAGUUGACACCUGCCUGUACAGACAACACCUGCGAACAAGCAAAUACAGAAGUGGCGCAUUGGCUACAAGCAAGCAUGCGGAGUGCUGCAAAGCGGCCUUUGCUAUCAGGGUCGCUGUUAUGUGACCGGUUAUGCAUGACAUAAUCAACCACACUUCCUGGAUCACCAGCGUGCAUCACAUUGCCCACUGAAUCUUGUACCAUACCAGCAGCUCAGGGUUGACUGAAUAUGGCUAUAUUGCGACACACCAACACACAGGAACAGCUCUCUAGAACAAAACUUGUCACACAGGU
This is a messenger RNA of Linderina pennispora, 2020 nucleotides long. RefSeq lists its product as uncharacterized. Bases 80 to 1852 code for a protein of 590 amino acids. The record is from RefSeq and is a predicted model, not a curated record. Lineage: Eukaryota; Fungi; Kickxellomycota; Kickxellomycetes; Kickxellales; Kickxellaceae. The transcript has 2 exons.